ACGGGCCAAGAAGUUGCAGCAGGGGAGAUUCUCAACUCUCCGCUCCUUCCACAGACAAUGACAACCAGGGAGAGUUUAUAGCAAAAGCCGGCGAGUUGCCAUGAACUUUGCCGAGGGAGUUCUCUGCCACGUUUAUAUAACGUAAAAGACCUCGACAUAACACAUUGUCUUGUUGGGAGCAGUUGGAGAAGCCUAGAUCUCACUCUUUAUUUUGAGUUCUUACGCGCUAUGGAAUCAUCCCUGGAGUUCUCAAACUCUUUCACCAGUGUGUCUUCGCCCUCCGCGCGGUGUCGGAUCUUCAAGAUCAUCGUGAUCGGAGACUCCGGUGUCGGUAAGACCUGUCUCACCUACCGGUUCUGUGCCGGUGAGUUCCUCGACCGAACCGAAGCCACCAUCGGUGUCGAUUUCCGUGAGAGAUUGGUCGAGGUCGAAGGCGAGAAAAUCAAGCUCCAGCUAUGGGACACGGCGGGCCAGGAGCGUUUCAGGAAGUCGAUGGUCCAGCAGUACUAUCGGAACGUUCACGCUGUUCUCUUCAUCUACGACGUCACCAGACCAGACAGCUUCAGAGGCCUGCCAGCCUGGAUAGAGGAGUGUAGACGGUACUCACUGGGACAGGAGAUAACCAGGUUCCUCGUGGGCAAUAAGAGCGACCUCCGUGACACCUGCAGCUGUGACCCCCGCGCCAUCAAGGUGGAAGAUCAGGUGACACGAGAUCAAGCCCAGAAGUUUGCAGUUGCCCACGGGAUGAUUAUGUUUGAAACGUCUGCUAAAAGCCUCCCUGGAGGAGGAGUAGGAGGAGGAGGAGGAGAACCAGGAGGAGGAGGAGGAGAACCAGGAGGAGGAGGAGGAGAACCAGGAGGAGGAGGAGGAGAACCAGGAGGAGGAGGAGGAGGACCAGGAGGAGGAGGAGGACCAGGAGGAGGAGGAGGAGGAGGACCAGGAGGGGGGCAUCAGGACAGCGUGGAGGAUGUGUUCAUGGCCCUGGCCUCCAGGCUGAAGAGACAGACCAGACCACCUCCCCCGGUUCUCAACAACACAGGAGUGUCUGGCUCCUAUUGUGGGUCCUCUACAGGGACAUCUUCUUUCAGACUGCCAGCCAAGAAGAGCCCUCAGAAAGACUUCUGGACAUGCACCUGUUGAGAGAGGCAGGGUGAGGAGAGGGAUGGAACAUGGGGAGGGGGAACAGGGGAAUUUAGGGUGCCCACCAAGAACUUAGAGAAAGACUUCUGGACAUAUAAGGAAGGGAGAGGGGGAAGUCCUCUCUGAUCAAGCAUCUAUAUCAGUGGAGGCUGGUGAGGGGAGGACGGCUCAUAAUAAUGGCUCUAUUGCCUUCUAUAGCCUGCUCUCAGAUCUGUUGUCUCCUCCUUCUAUAGCCUGCUCUCAGAUCUGUUGUCUCCUUCUAUAGCCUGCUCUCAGAUCUGUUGUCUCCUCCUUCUAUAGCCUGCUCUCAGAUCUGUUGUCUCCUCCUUCUAUAGCCUGCUCUCAGAUCUGUUGUCUCCUUCUAUAGCCUGCUCUCAGAUCUGUUGUCUCCUCCUUCUAUAGCCUGCUCUCAGAUCUGUUGUCUCCUUCUAUAGCCUGCUCUCAGAUCUGUUGUCUCCUCCUUCUAUAGCCUGCUCUCAGAUCUGUUGUCUCCUUCUAUAGCCUGCUCUCAGAUCUGUUGUCUCCUUCUUCUAUAGCCUGCUCUCAGAUCUGUUGUCUCCUUCUUCUAUAGCCUGCUCUCAGAUCUGUUGUCUCCUUCUUCUAUAGCCUGCUCUCAGAUCUGUUGUCUCCUUCUAUAGCCUGCUCUCAGAUCUGUUGUCUCCUCCUUCUAUAGCCUGCUCUCAGAUCUGUUGUCUCCUUCUAUAGCCUGCUCUCAGAUCUGUUGUCUCCUCCUUCUAUAGCCUGCUCUCAGAUCUGUUGUCUCCUCCUUCUAUAGCCUGCUCUCAGAUCUGUUGUCUCCUUCUUCUAUAGCCUGCUCUCAGAUCUGUUGUCUCCUUCUUCUAUAGCCUGCUCUCAGAUCUGUUGUCUCCUUCUUCUAUAGCCUGCUCUCAGAUCUGUUGUCUCCUUCUAUAGCCUGCUCUCAGAUCUGUUGUCUCCUUCUAUAGCCUGCUCUCAGAUCUGUUGUCUCCUUCUAUAGCCUGCUCUCAGAUCUGUUGUCUCCUUCUAUAGCCUGCUCUCAGAUCUGUUGUCUCCUCCUUCUAUAGCCUGCUCUCAGAUCUGUUGUCUCCUCCUUCUAUAGCCUGCUCUCAGAUCUGUUGUCUCCUCCUUCUAUAGCCUGCUCUCAGAUCUGUUGUCUCCUCCUUCUAUAGCCUGCUCUCAGAUCUGUUGUCUCCUUCUAUAGCCUGCUCUCAGAUCUGUUUGUGCUCUUGCCAACUCCGUUGCCGUUAUAAUCAAGCCAUAAAUGUAAGACUGUAAAGCAUUAACCAAAGGGUCGUUCUACUAAUUCGGUGCCUUUUGAAAACGUUUGACUUCAUUUUAACAUUCUGUCAUAAAGAGGACAUGUUGAACUUCAUUAACUUCUACUAAGUCAACAGGUUAAAGACGAAAAUUACUAUAGCAAGUGCCAAAUAAUGUAACAGGGUUGACCGUAACGGGGUUGACCGUAACGGGGUUGACCGUAACGGGGUUGACGAUGUCCUCUUAAAUCAGCCAUGAAUCCCCUUGUGACAGGGGGAAUGGAAGCUUGUUACUGUAUGUGCAACAGGCUUCCCAAAACAUUUUUAAUUGUUAAAACAUUUUUAGACUGUCUGUUGUUUAACAGGAUGGAAUUGUUACGCUCAACCCGCUCAGUUUUACUCCACAAAACACCAGAACAUGGCCAGAAAGAAUAGAACCAGCUCACCUGUUUUGACAUUAUGAUUUGAAUACUAGAUCAAUACUAAUACUAAUGUUUCUUUGGGAAGAAAAAUUAAAAAUGGGAAUAUUUUCACCAUAUUAAAAUGAGAGUUCAAUUCACUUAACAGGGUUGACCUUAAAACAGAGGGACUGAAUCACUAAUCACAAUAAAAUAACUAGGGAUUUCCAAUGAUGGAGAAAUGUUGGGAUGAAGGGGGUCAAAUCUUCUUAGAAGUCAGAGAGGGUGCACAGAGGGACAUUUCAAAAUGCCGAAGUCUAUCCCCAUUAAAUCAUAUUUAUUGAAUUCUCCAUGUGGUCUAUAUUAAAUGGCACUAAAUAUAAUAGAACAGGCUUUUUUUUUUUAUUCAAUAUUGGUGCUCAAUUUAUCCCUAAAAUAUCAAAGGGAAAGCAAAAAGGCCCUCAUUUUGUGGAAUGACCCAAAAACAGUGGAGGCUCUUGGAUACACUCCCCUGGAAGUACUGCGUAAUGUGACUGUCUGAAUCUUGUGCAGUGGGUCGUCUUUUAUGUGUCUCGAUCUGUCCGUCUCUGCGUUGUGGUCAUUGUAUAGCAGGAAAGAUAUUACUGUACAUUUCCAUUCAUGAUGUGUGUAAAUGUUUUCCAUAUUCAAUAAAAAAUAAUCGAUGUUCUUCAAA
This is a messenger RNA of Oncorhynchus masou masou (cherry salmon), 3467 nucleotides long. RefSeq names its product ras-related protein Rab-33B-like. NCBI's taxonomy places the organism in Eukaryota, Metazoa, Chordata, Actinopteri, Salmoniformes, Salmonidae. Bases 229 to 1140 code for a protein of 303 amino acids. Gene Ontology annotation, biological process: regulation of exocytosis. The record is from RefSeq and is a predicted model, not a curated record. The transcript has 3 exons. Gene Ontology annotation, molecular function: GTP binding; GTPase activity.